Molecule: messenger RNA, 552 nt
Organism: Bipolaris zeicola 26-R-13
Lineage: Eukaryota; Fungi; Ascomycota; Dothideomycetes; Pleosporales; Pleosporaceae
Exons: 5
Coding region: 1-552 (183 amino acids)
Biological process (GO): translation
Cellular component (GO): ribosome; cytosolic large ribosomal subunit
Molecular function (GO): RNA binding; structural constituent of ribosome
Source: RefSeq, a predicted model, not a curated record
AUGGGAAUUGACCUCGACCGCCACCAUGUUCGAGACGGGCACCGCAAGGUCCCCAAGUCCACCAACCCCUACGUCAAGCUGUUGGUGCGUCUGUACAAGUUCCUGGCUCGCCGCACCGAUGCCCCCUUCAACAAGACCGUUCUGCGACGCCUCAUGAUGUCCAAGACCAACCGUCCCCCGGUCUCCCUCUCCAAGAUCGUCUCCAACGCCAAGGGACACGACGGCAAGACCAUUGUCAUCGUCGGUACCGUCACUGACGACAACCGCAUGCUCGAGCUCCCCAAGCUCUCCGUUGCGGCUCUCCGCUUCACUGCCUCCGCUCGCGCGCGCAUUGAGAAGGCUGGUGGUGAGACCCUCACCAUCGACGAGGUUGCCACUCGCUCCCCCACUGGUUCCAACACCCUCCUCCUCCGUGGACCCAAGAACGCCCGUGAGGCUUUCAAGCACUUCGGCUUCGGUCCCCACUCUGGCAAGAAGCCUUACGUCGAGAGCAAGGGCCGCAAGUUCGAGCGUGCCCGUGGUCGCAGAAGGUCUCGUGGUUUCAAGGUCUAA